Molecule: messenger RNA, 3414 nt
Organism: Pseudophryne corroboree (corroboree frog)
Lineage: Eukaryota; Metazoa; Chordata; Amphibia; Anura; Myobatrachidae
Gene: ABHD3
Product: abhydrolase domain containing 3, phospholipase
Exons: 10
Coding region: 534-1892 (452 amino acids)
Biological process (GO): medium-chain fatty acid biosynthetic process; phosphatidylcholine metabolic process; medium-chain fatty acid catabolic process
Molecular function (GO): A2-type glycerophospholipase activity; acetylesterase activity; glycerophospholipid phospholipase A1 activity
Source: RefSeq, a predicted model, not a curated record
AUAACAUGGUCGACCAUUCAUACCGGAACCAGUGUAUGGCUGGGUGUACAGUGUAAGUGUAUGGCUGUGGAGCACAGGAUAUAUCGGUGUAUAUGACUGGGACAUGGAGAAGCCGGCAGCACGGAGCACGUGAUGGCCUUGGCACGGCGCCGCAGACACACCUGUGACACAGAGCUGCCGCUGGUGGAAUAACACUCAGUAUUCAGCACGGUGUCAGAUCGUGAGACGACGCUUUGUGCAAAGCUAGAACCUGUAGGCUGAUGAUCAUGAUCCUUCUGCUGCUGCACACGACAACGCCCAUAUCUGCUGUCAUUAUUACUGUCCUAUCCCUGGAAACACUGCUGCCUUCUAAUUGGCCGUGACAGCGGAGGGGGCGGAGAUUCUCGUCUUCUUGCUGACAGAUUGGAUGAAGGUGGAGCAAGGACAGUCUCCCCAUCCUCUCAGUGCCGCACCGGUUCCUGCUGCUGCACGGGGCCGCUGCUGUCAUUAUUGCAUGUGGCUGCAGAGCUGGCAGGGGGACAGCGGCUGGAACAAUGCUGGGGAUUAUCAAUCUGCAAGGUCUGACCCGGGAGCUGACACUGUAUUUGGAGAGCCAAGUGCAAGUGGGUCUGUUCGGCUCCGGGGUGGGUUUGUCCUUGGUGCUGGGCUUCGGCGCCGCUUAUGCCUGCUACUACCUGAGUGCCAUUGCCAAGAAGCCCCAGCUGGUGACCGGCGGGGAGCCCCUGUGCCGCUUCCUGAAGACGUACUGCCCAGCAGUGACAGAAACUUACUACCCGACGCUGUGGUGCUGGGAGGGCAGAGCCCAGACAUUGCUGAGACCAUUUAUUACUGUCAAACCGCCUGUGCAUUACACCAAUGAACUUAUUAAAACAGCUGAUGGAGGGCAGAUUUCACUGGACUGGUUUAGUAAUGAUGAUAAUAAUACACUUUACCCUGAUUCUGGCACAAGACCUACAAUCCUUUUACUGCCUGGCCUCACAGGAACAAGCCGGGUAUCUUAUAUCCUCCACAUGAUUAAACACAGUGAAGAACUUGGAUACAGGUGUGUCGUUUUCAAUAAUCGAGGUCUUGCUGGCGAGGAUCUCUUGACACCCAGGACAUAUUGUGCUUCUAACACAGAGGAUUUAGAGGCGGUCAUUCAACAUGUGCAUAACCUGUACCCAGAAGCUCCACUUUCAGCAGCUGGUGUUUCCAUGGGAGGAAUGCUGUUAGUGAACUACCUGGGUAAAACUGGGCGUCAGACACCACUUCUAGGUGCAGCUGUGUUCUCCACUUGUUGGGAAGUCUUUGAAUCUGCAUUUUCCCUUGAAAAACCUCUUAAUUGGAUACUCUUUAAUUAUUAUUUAACAUCGUGCCUACAAGCAUCAGUUAUGAGGCACCGCAAUGUACUGGAAAAACAAUUUGACAUUGAUUAUAUCAUGAAGGCUAAAACCAUAAAAGAGUUUGACACCAGGUUUACAUCAGUGAUGUUUGGUUACCCAACAAACGAUCACUAUUAUACAGAUGCCAGUCCAUGCCAAAGGGUAAAAUCCAUUGAGAUACCAUUGUUAUGUCUGAAUGCUAUGGAUGAUGUGUUCUCCCCAGGGCACGUAAUACCAGUGGAAAGUGCCAAACAAAAUCCAAAUGUUUCUCUAGUGCUUACAGCCAACGGAGGGCAUAUUGGAUUUCUGGAGGGCAUUUGGCCAAGACAGCAGACCUACAUGGAUCGGAUUUUCAAGCAGUUUGUACAAGCAAUUUUUGAGCACGGAAAUGAACUUCUCAGCAUAACCAUUAUGUACACAAAUAAACAUUCCUCAGGGUUUUCAUAUACCGGUAGAUCAGUUACUCUGCCUAGAAUUGCAAGCAUUACCAUUAUACAGUGUGAUGGAUCUGCGUAUCCUGAUUUGUUUUAAUGUAAUGCAUGCUCAUGAGGGCAGUGUAUAAUGCAAAAAAUAAUCAUAUAUACAAUACAGGAAUGAAUAACAAACUGCACAGGCAUUCUGUAGACUGAGAGUAAGCAUGGAUUGUAGCAGUAUUGAUGAUGUAUUAACUUAUUGCAUAUAACCUUUGAGGUGUGGCUAUUAAAUAACGAGACUGAUGCUAGAAUUUAUAUUGAGAACAUUUUAAUGCUGUACCCCUUCUAUGAACUCCCUUUCUGCAUCCACACACCGCUGCAUUCUUAUUUUCCAUUGGUCAAAGCCGUGCUGUAGCUCAUUACCUGUCAGCUGUCUCAAUAGCGCCGUUAUUUUCUUCUUUACGUCAGUAACUGUUGCAAAACAGGUUCCCUUGAGUACAGAUUUCACUUUACGGAAAAGAAAGAUUUCACACCGUGCUAGGUCUGAUGAGAAUGAAGGGUGUCCUAUCACUGCAAUCUGUUUCUCAGCCAGAAGCUGCUUCACAGAGAGAGUUUUGUGGGCUGAUGGAGGAUGAAACCAUUUUUCUCGCCUCCUAAUUCUUUCCCGCAAAGUUUCUAGAACACUUUCGUAGCAAUGUUGGUUCACUGUUGCACGUUUUGGUACCCAGUUUGACAAAAUAACAAUUAACAAGCCUUUAAAUUUGAAUGUGCUUCUCCAUUCUUGGUGAUGAUAGUGUUUUCCAGUGCAUCGUCUUAGGAUUGUACUGGAAGAUCCAUGUUUCAUCACAGGUGAUAACUUUAUCUAAAAAAUGCAAAUUCACUUGAUUUUGUUCUAAAAUGUCUGUACAAAUUCACUUUUCGAUUUUCUUUUUGCUUCAGUGAGAAGCCUUGGAAGCCAUUUUGACUCAAAGUUUUGUCAUGUUAAGAUUUUGAUGCAAAACUUUCCUAAUCAUUUCUUUGCCAAUGUUUACCAUUUCUGCUAUCAUUCGGAUGCAACCGUCAAUUCAAACAUUUUUCAAAAUGUUUCCACAUUUACUUUGUUUUUAAUGUACAAGGCCUUCCGGGGCGUUCAUCAUCUUCGAUAUUCUCACGGCCGUAACUAAAUCUUUUGUGCUACUCAAACACACAAAUGACAUGCAAUCUGCUCCCUAAAGCCUCGGUUACCAUACGGAAAGAUUUGGUGGGUGUUUUGUUCAAUUUACCUAAAAAAUCUAAGUUAACCCCUUGCUCUACUUUUGAGCUAAAUAUUUUUACGACGCGUGGGAAAAACACAACUUCUUUGAACGCUGUGUGAUAGAAACUAUCUGUGCAAGAGGGGUGAAACUUGCAAAACCGUUUUGGGAUAGUGCAAGAUCAAUGUUCCCCACUCCCUUUUAACUCGCGCAUUAUGGUUUUUCUUUUUUUUUACAAAUACAGUCUCGUUAUUCUAUAGCCACACCUCAUACAAUGCAGCACUUUAUGUUGUUGUCAACCAUGUUCCUUUUACAUAUUUAUUUUAUAACUGGCUGAUAUAAAAUGCAUUUGAAAUAUAUAGAUCUAUUUUUAGUUUACCCUGUUCAAAUAAACAGUGUAAUUUUAAA